AUGGAAAACAAUAAUAAAGAUAGAGAUGAUAUUAUAGAAGAACAAGAUCUAGAUGAUAUAAAUGAUGAUAAUAUAGAUACAGAAUGUAAUAUUACUGAUGAUAUAAAGAGAGUUUCAAUAUAUAAUAAUAAUAAUAAUAAUGAUAACAAUGAUGAUAAUAAUAAAAAGACACUUCUUGAAAGAGUAAAUAAUGGAGAAUUUAUGAAGAUUGCUGCACCUAUGGUUAGAUUCAGUAGAUUACCCUUUAGAUUACUAUGUAAAAAGUGGGGUUGCGAUAUAACCUAUUCACCAAUGAUUCUUGCUGAAGCAUUCAAUAGAAGUGCAUAUGCAAGAGAUUCUGACUUUUCAACAAAUAUAUUUGAUGAUUCUUUAAUUGUACAAUUUGCUGCGAAUUCAGCUGAAGAGUUGGCAGCUGCUGCCGAAAAAGUGGCGAAACACUGUCAGGGUGUCGAUAUAAACUGUGGAUGUCCUCAGAAAUGGGUGAUGAAAGAAGGUUACGGUGCGAAUCUAUUGCAACAUCCUCAAAAGAUAACGGACAUGGUGAAACAGGUAAACAAUCGUGUCGGCAUUCCCUGUUCAAUAAAGAUUCGUGUCGAUAAGAACUUGCAAAAGACGGUGGAACUGGUGAGACAAGCCGAAGCAUCGGGUGUGUCGUGGCUGGCAGUACACGGACGUACCUCUUCGCAGCGUAGUUCUCACCCGGUAGACUACGAAGCUAUCAAGCUGGUGAAGGAGUCGGUUUCGAUACCGGUGUUUGCUAACGGUGAUAUCUUCACGCUGGAGCAAGCGAACGAGUUUAGAAUGAUGAUGAAUAAAGCAUGCUUUACAUUCUUCAUGAAUGCUUUACUUUGGAAACUUAGAUCGUCACUCUUUGAUGCAAGAUCUUCGAGCUUGGCACCACGCUGUCCGAGUUGUUCAACUGUUUUCUUUACGAUUGAAAUUGUCUCAUCGAGAUUCUUCUGUAGGCUGAGCAUUGGAUCAGCUUCGUGUGGAUUCUGUCAAUUACAACCAGUUCCAAUUUAUCAAGAGAAUGCUUCAGAGGAGAGAGGUGAAGUUGCACGUCUCUCAUCUUUUGUCGGUGCCAUUGCACUGACUGAUUUGGUAAAGACAACACUCGGACCAAAAGGUAUGGAUAAGAUCUUGGCCUCUAUGAGCAAUCCCAACGAGAUUACAGUGACCAACGAUGGUGCUACCAUCCUCACAAAGAUCUAUAUCGACAAUCCAGCUGCCAAGAUCUUGGUAGACAUCUCACGUACACAAGACGACGAAGUCGGUGACGGUACCACCUCUGUUUGCGUAUUGGCAGGUGAACUCCUCAGAGAAGGUGAGCGUUUAGUCGCACAAAAAGUACAUCCACAAACAAUCAUCAACGGUUGGCGUUUAGCUUUGGAUACCGCACGUUCAACCCUCGUCGCAUCAGCAAUCGAUCAUUCAUCAGACAAAGCAAAAACAACAUUGAGCUCAAAGAUUUUACAUACAGAGAAGGAACAUUUUGCAACGAUCGUUGUGGAUGCCAUUCUUAGAUUGAAGGGUAAUAAUAAUUUAGAGAAUAUUCAUAUCAUUAAGAAGUCGGGUGGAUCGUUGCGUGACUCCUACCUCGAGGAUGGUUUCAUCUUGGAGAAGCGUAUCGGUGUCGGUUGUCCAAAGCGUAUGGAGAAUGCAAAGAUUUUGAUUGCCAACACUGCAAUGGACACCGAUAAGAUUAAGAUUUUCGGUGGAAAGGUCGUUGUCGAGUCGAUGAACGAGUUGUCGAAGCUCGAGGAUGCCGAAAAGACAAAGAUGCUCGAGAAGUGCAAGAAGAUCGUCGACCACGGAAUCAACUGUUUCAUCAAUCGUCAGUUGAUCUACAACUUGCCAGAGCAAUACUUUGCCGAGCACGGAGUCUUGUCGAUUGAGCACGCCGACUUUGAGGGUGUCGAGCGUCUCGCCUUGGUCACCGGUGCCGAAAUCGUGUCGACCUUUGACCAUCCAGAGCUCGUCAAGAUCGGUACUUGCAAGUUGAUCGAGGAGGUCAUCAUCGGUGAGGACAAGGUCAUCAAGUUCUCCGGACUUCCAGACAGCCAAGCCUGCACUAUCGUGUUGCGUGGUGCCACCUCACACAUGUUGGAGGAGGCAGAACGUUCGAUCCACGACGCUCUCUGCGUCUUGUCGGUGACUGUCGGUGAGACACGUACCGUUUUGGGUGGUGGUUGUGUCGAGAUGGAAAUGGCCCAGGCCGUCGACAAGCUCGCUGCCAACACUCCAGGAAAGAAGGCAUUGGCUAUCGAGUCAUUCGCCAAGGCACUCCGUCAAAUCCCAACUAUCAUUGCCAACAAUGCCGGUUACGACAGCUCAGAGCUCGUCGCUCAACUCAAGGCUGCCCACUACCAAGGUAAAUCGCAAAUGGGUCUCAACAUGAAGGAAGGAUGUAUAGGAAAUAUUGUAGAUUUGGGAAUUAUCGAAUCAUUCAAAGUUAAACAACAAGUACUCGUAUCUGCACACGAAGCCGCUGAAAUGAUCAUGAGAGUCGACGACAUUUUGAGAGCCGCCCCAAGAAAGAGAGAACCAAUGGGACGUCAUUAA
This is a messenger RNA of Heterostelium album PN500, 2562 nucleotides long. RefSeq names its product chaperonin containing TCP1 beta subunit (gene cct2). The transcript is spliced from 6 exons. Gene Ontology annotation, molecular function: tRNA dihydrouridine synthase activity; ATP binding; ATP hydrolysis activity. The record is from RefSeq and is a predicted model, not a curated record. The coding region runs from base 1 to 2562 and encodes 853 amino acids. Gene Ontology annotation, biological process: protein folding; tRNA processing. Gene Ontology annotation, cellular component: cytosol; chaperonin-containing T-complex. NCBI's taxonomy places the organism in Eukaryota, Evosea, Eumycetozoa, Acytosteliales, Acytosteliaceae.